This is a messenger RNA of Erinaceus europaeus (western European hedgehog), 1068 nucleotides long. It is a transcript of the gene NANP, whose product is annotated as N-acetylneuraminic acid phosphatase. The transcript is spliced from 2 exons. The coding region runs from base 99 to 893 and encodes 264 amino acids. Gene Ontology annotation, molecular function: hydrolase activity. Lineage: Eukaryota; Metazoa; Chordata; Mammalia; Eulipotyphla; Erinaceidae. The record is from RefSeq and is a predicted model, not a curated record.
GGCGGACUUGAGGCGUGAGUUCUUGCAACGCAUGCGCAGGGAUGGCUGCGCCCGUGGUCUGCUGGGUCGCUUAGUGCUUUCCUGGCAGCAGCGGCAGGAUGGGGCUGAGCCGGGUGCGGGCGGUGUUCUUUGACCUAGACAACACGCUCAUCGACACGGCCGGGGCGAGCCGGAAGGGCAUGAUGGAGGUGAUAAAGCUCUUACAAUCAAAAUACCAUUUCAAAGAAGAGGCUGAAGUGAUCUGUGACAGAGUCCAAGUUAAACUCAGCAAGGAGUGUUUCCAUCCUCCUAGCACUUGUAUCACCAACCUGAGAACCUCCCACUGGGAAGAAGCCAUCCAGGAGACCAUGGGUGGUGCGGCCUACAGGGAGCUGGCUGAAGAGUGCUACUUCCUGUGGAAGUCCACACGCCUGCAGCAUAUGAGGCUGGAAGAAGAGGUCAAGGCCAUGCUCACAGAGCUCCGAAAGGAAGUUCGCCUGCUUUUACUAACGAACGGAGACACACAGACCCAGAGGGAGAAGAUCGAGGCCUGUGCCUGCCAGCCCUUCUUUGACGCUGUUGUUGUAGGUGGCGAGCAGAAGGAGGAAAAGCCGUCGCCGUCCAUCUUUUACCAUUGCUGUGACCUCCUUGGGGUGCAGCCUGCAGACUGUGUGAUGGUGGGUGACACACUGGAGACCGACAUACAAGGAGGCCUCAACGCAGGACUGAAAGCCACUGUCUGGGUGAACAAAAGUGGAACCAUGCCACUGAAGCCAUCACCCACUCCACAUUACACGGUCUCCUCUGUGCUGGAACUGCCCGCUGUCCUCCAGAACAUAGACUGCAAAGUCAGCGCCUCAGCCUUACGGGAGCCCAAGGCUGCACAGUCAGGCUCAGAAACCAAUGUGGAGUGAGGGACUAAGGCAGUCCAUACCCUAUCACCCUAAGUCUAAGGAUAAUUUCACUUUUCACAGUGAUGGCCAGCCAAUCUUUGGUAUUUAUAUGUGAAAAUUUAUAGCACAGUUUUACAAGUUAUUUGUAGUAUGCAAUCAGAAAUUUUGCGGAAAUACAUUAUUUGUUAAUCAGUGA